GAGCGAUUGCUACAAGCUGAUGGACAUGUUUGGGGUCAGUUGGCCAGAUGAGAUGGAGUGUAGCAGGUUUCCAGAUUGUGAUGAGUCUUACCCCCGAGCGAUAGACCUGCUUCCGAGCAGUGACGGGAUGGAGGAAUCUCCCUCAUCGGUUCAGCGGGACUAUGGCUUCUGGUGCCCACGAGAGCUGAAGAUCGAGCCUGACUUGGGUUACUCGUUCAUGGGUGUGCGUGACUGCUCGCCUCCCUGCCCAAACAUGUACUUCCGGAAAGAUGAGCUCAUCUUCGCCCGCUAUUUCAUUGGCGUUGUCUCCAUA
Molecule: messenger RNA, 313 nt
Organism: Sinocyclocheilus anshuiensis
Lineage: Eukaryota; Metazoa; Chordata; Actinopteri; Cypriniformes; Cyprinidae
Product: frizzled-3-like
Exons: 2
Source: RefSeq, a predicted model, not a curated record